AUACCUUGACUCUUAUCAGUUGCCUGCCGAAAAAGAAGAGUGAAUCUAAUUGAACGAAUAAGUUGUUAAAUUAAACGAAUUUUCCAUUAAAUUGGGAUUUUCCAUUAAAUUUCCACUUCCAAAGAAGCAACAGGAUGCUGGGAGUGUGCCAGACUUUCACUUGGUUGCUUUAUAGCAUUUUGCUACUGCUUAGUUCCUCAAACGGCGAGGGAUUCGUGGAGCAGCCUGAUGUGGAGCACCCCCAGUUUGAAUAUGAAAGCGUCCGCCUGCCGACGCCCUCCCGAGGUUUGCUGUAUCCCCGGGAAUCUGCCACCAGAGAGGUGCGCAGCCUGAAUGGAAUGUGGCGACUAGUCCGGAGUGAAGCGUCCGAUCCGUUUCAGGGUGUGCGGGAGAAGUGGUACGCGAAUAGUUUGCGACUGACUGGAAGAGACAUCUUGGCGAUGCCUGUGCCUGCUUCUUACAACGAUAUCACCACGGAUGACUUGAGGGACCAUGUAGGCACCGUGUGGUACGAGCGCACUUUCUUUGCUCCCCGUCUCUGGGAAGGAACCCAACGCACCUGGCUGAGAUUCGACAGUGUUCACUACUCGGCUCUAGUGUGGAUUAACGGCAGAAAUGCCACCCAUCACACAAUUGGUCAUCUGCCCUUCGAGGCAGACAUCUCGGGACUCUUAAACUUUGGCGGAGAGAACCGUAUCACCGUCAUGUGCGACAAUCGUUUGGGGAACAGAACAAUUCCCCAGGGAUCGGUUUACAAAGUGAAAACGGACAAUGGCUCCUUGCCCAUCCAGAGCUACUCCUUCGACUUCUUUAACUACGCAGGGAUUCAUAGAAGUGUCCAUCUCUAUACGACACCUUUACUUCAUAUCUCCGAUCUGCAGGUCAGCUCCCAACUAACUUCAGAGGGUAUGGGCCGAAUUGAGUAUCGUUUAUGGAUAGAUGGAAGUCAGGAUAGCUAUAUGGGCAUUAGGCUAUCAAAUGUCCUUGUUCAAUUAAGGGACAGAGAUGGCCAGGUGGCGGCUCAGCAGAUAAACAAAGGGAUCUACCACGGCACUCUGUUGGUACCCAACCCUCAUCCCUGGUGGCCCUACCUGAUGCAUCCUGAUCCUGGCUACUUGUACGAUCUUCAAUUUGAGCUGUUUGUGGAGACCAAUGAGGAGGAGGCUGAAGUUAUGCAAGAUUCCUAUCGCCUGCCUGUCGGAAUUCGAAAUCUAAAUUGGAACAACGAAAGCUUGCUAUUGAAUGGAGUGCCCCUUUAUCUGCGAGGAUUUGGACGCCACGAGGAUGCCGAUAUCCGUGGGAAAGGCCUGGAUUAUGCGCUUCUUGCCAGAGACUUCAACCUUAUUAAAUGGAUAGGUGCCAAUGCCUAUCGCACCUCGCAUUAUCCUUAUUCCGAGGAGUCCAUGCAGUUCGCUGACGAGCACGGAAUUAUGAUAAUAGAUGAAUGUCCAGCGGUUAAUAUUGAUAUCUUUGAACCGGAGCUGCUGGAAAACCACAUGUCCUCAUUGGAGCAGCUCAUCCACAGGGACAGGAAUCACCCUAGCGUCAUUGCGUGGUCGGUGGCCAACGAACCGAGAUCUUUUAAGCCGGGCGCUCUAAAAUACUUUGAAUCUUUGGUUAAUUAUACUCGUGGUAUAGCCCAUGGUCGUCCACUGACAGCGGCAAUCAAUGCCAAUCCCAGCGCCUGUCAUUUGGCCCAGUUCUUGGACAUAGUAGGCUUCAAUCGCUAUAACUCUUGGUACCAGAAUACCGGGAGAACUGACAUGAUAGUUAAUCUGCUUACUGACGAGGCGCAAAAAUGGCGGAAAACUUUCGGAAAGCCCAUAAUUCAAUUCGAGUAUGGAGGAGACACCAUGGAGGGCAUGCACUCUCUUCCCGCCUUUGUUUGGUCGGAGGAGUACCAAGUGGAGCUGUUUUCGCACCACUUCAUUGCCUUUGAUAAACUCCGGACUCAAAAAUGGUUUAUUGGGGAGUUUGUGUGGAAUUUCGCGGAUUUUCGAACUGCUCAAACCAUAACCCGUGUGGGAGGCAACAAAAAGGGCGUAUUUACCAGAAACCGGCAACCUAAGGAAGUCGCUUUUAUCCUUCGAAGACGUUACUUCGCACUUGCUCAGGAGCUACAUCAAUGCCAGCUGCCUGAGGAUCUCACCUUGUAUAUAUCGAAAAAAGUGAUCACACAUCAAGAGCUUUAAAAAUUUUUGCCUUUCCAAUGGGGUAUCCUAGUAGCAACAAAUUUUUAAAUUGUAAUAUUUUGUAAAGUAUUUUUUAAUAAAUAGCUUAUAGGAGAAUUUUUUAUUCAUGUAUAUAAAAUACAAUUCAAAUUAUAUAAUGCAUGCAAUAAAAAAUUUUUGCAUUUUUAAAACA
Drosophila ananassae is the source of this 2364-nucleotide messenger RNA. RefSeq names its product beta-glucuronidase. Lineage: Eukaryota; Metazoa; Arthropoda; Insecta; Diptera; Drosophilidae. The transcript is spliced from 5 exons. Gene Ontology annotation, biological process: carbohydrate metabolic process; glucuronoside catabolic process. The record is from RefSeq and is a predicted model, not a curated record. Bases 135 to 2192 code for a protein of 685 amino acids. Gene Ontology annotation, molecular function: carbohydrate binding; beta-glucuronidase activity.